CCGUUUACAAAUAAUUGCGGUAGUUUUUUUUUUUAAAAAAUAAUAAUAAAAAAUAGAUUAUGUACAAUAGAUUUCCGCCAUUUUACUAAUGCUGAAAUUUUAAAUUAUCAACAAAUGGAGUAACAAAAAUAAUGAAAAGAGGAGUGAAUCUGUUCUACACUUUUGACUGUGAAGAUCCUAUAAAACAGCUCCCCUUCCUCAUUUCUCUCCCCCUUCCCCACCUAAUUUACUCUCUUUUUCCCCCCAAACCUUCUCCUUCCUCACUUCACUUCUCCUCAUUUUCUCUCUCCUCUAAAAUUUUCCUUAAAUUCCCCAUCAGUUACUCUCUCUUAAACCCGUAAGGGUUUAUCAUUUAUUCACUAAUCACUCAUUUCACUCCCUUAAUCUUCCUCUAAUCUUCAUCUUCUCCAAAAUUCCGUUAAUGUAAACACAAACAACACCAAAAAUGAGAUCUUUAACAGCAGUGAAAUACUCAGAACAGAAAAUCAUCACAAAAAAAACACUCCUUCUCUCUCCUACUAUUCCGUCGCCAAAAAUCGUCAGAAUUUCCGUCAGAGAUGACGACGCUACCGACUCUUCCGACGACGAAGACAACCUACCCAGUUGUCGUACACGUGUAAUCAAACACAUAUCAGAGAUCCGGUUUGAAGUGGGCUUACCCGAACAACCCACCAAAGCCCAAGCCCAGCCCAAAAGAGGUGAUAAGAAACAAAACGGGUCAACCCGGAAAUACCGUGGGGUCCGACAACGUCCAUGGGGCAAAUACGCGGCGGAGAUCCGAGAUCCGGUUCGUCGUACGAGGAUUUGGCUUGGAACAUUCGAGACUGCCGAGGAAGCUGCUUUUGUUUACGAUAAAGCUGCUAUUAAACUACGUGGACCCCACGCUCAGACCAACUUUAUUCAACCACCUUCUCUUAUGACGUCACCUUCCGUCGAAGUGACGUCACUUUCCGAUGAUGAUGAAGAUGAAGAACACACUACUCAUCAUAGUCUACGUUCGCCUACCUCUGUUUUAAGACACGAUGACGUGGAGGAGAGAGAAACAGGAAAAGGAAAAUCACACAAGAAGAUGAAAAAAGAAACAACAAGGAGUAAUAGUAGUAGUAGUUGUUGUGAUUUUGUGGGUGACUUGAAACCGGAAGAACAGGUGAUGAGUUUACCAGGAAUAUUAUUGGAAGAUACUUCAUCGAUUUUGAAUGAAAUCUUUUUCAACGACGACGCAAAUAGUUCCAUGUUUUCUCUUGAUAAUCUUCUCCCUGAUUUAUCAUUUGAUGAUCAUGAUGAUUUCAAGGCUUUUCCUGCUUCAUUUGAUUCGGAUUUUGACGCUCAAGAUUUCUCGUCGCUUGAUAAAUCUCAAGUAGAUGAUUAUUUCAAUGAUAUUGAUUUUCAAGAUUUUUCCAAAAUAGAUGAUUAACAACAACAUUUCCUUUCAUAUCAUUAACAUGGGUAAUUAAUUAAUUAAUUAUUGUUAGUACUCAGCUAGUAAGUAAAUAGAGGAGAGGUUUUUUUCUAGUUAAUUUUCUCUCCUUCGUAGCUUUUCUAAGUGUGCAUAGAAUUAAGCUAGUAUUAAUAAGUAAUUAAGUAGGAUUAUUAUUAUAUUAUAUGCUAAGUGAAUAUUGAGAUUUGAGAGUUGGGUUUGUAAUGCUUGGAAGAUAUUGUUCUUUCUAUGCUGUCGAUUUUGGUAUAUAUAUAUUUAUUAAAGUUUGGUUA
Beta vulgaris subsp. vulgaris (sugar beet) is the source of this 1710-nucleotide messenger RNA. RefSeq names its product ethylene-responsive transcription factor CRF6. The record is from RefSeq and is a predicted model, not a curated record. The coding region runs from base 446 to 1414 and encodes 322 amino acids. NCBI's taxonomy places the organism in Eukaryota, Viridiplantae, Streptophyta, Magnoliopsida, Caryophyllales, Amaranthaceae. Gene Ontology annotation, biological process: regulation of DNA-templated transcription. Gene Ontology annotation, molecular function: DNA binding; DNA-binding transcription factor activity. The transcript has a single exon.